Nomia melanderi (Alkali bee) is the source of this 2049-nucleotide messenger RNA. Its product is annotated as tax1-binding protein 3 homolog. Gene Ontology annotation, cellular component: basolateral plasma membrane; postsynaptic density; adherens junction. Gene Ontology annotation, molecular function: protein kinase binding. NCBI's taxonomy places the organism in Eukaryota, Metazoa, Arthropoda, Insecta, Hymenoptera, Halictidae. Gene Ontology annotation, biological process: establishment or maintenance of epithelial cell apical/basal polarity; neurotransmitter receptor transport postsynaptic membrane to endosome; neurotransmitter receptor transport, endosome to postsynaptic membrane. The record is from RefSeq and is a predicted model, not a curated record.
UCUAUGUUGAUCAGUAUGUAUGGCUGUCAACGUGAAAAUAAAAUUGUCUUAACUGAUUUCAACAACGCUGAGCUUGACCGUCGUUAAUCAACUAAUCGUGUAUUCAAAAACAGAAUAAUCUUUUAAACAUACUAUAAUUUGUUCCCUGUUACAUUUUCGAAGUCACUUUGAUUUUGUCAUUGUUAUUUCGAAGGAUACAGUGUGUGAACGACUGGUGAUUACACUGAGUUAUUGAAAGCAAUUGUCAAUUUGAACAUAUCAGAAGCACAAGAUUCGGCAUUAUGUGUGCGAAAAUGGCUUUUCAGCACCAAGCUGGUACUGCUAUGAAGUGCUUGAGCAUACCAAUAACAUUACAGAAGGAGAUGGAAGUGAAUGAAAAUGGAGAAAAAGUAAUGAAAUGUGGUUUUAAGAUUGGUGGCGGAAUUGAUCAAGAUUUUAGGAAAAGUCCGCAGGGUUACACAGAUAAUGGCAUAUACGUAACUGAAGUACACGAAGGAUCUCCAGCAGCAAAAAGUGGUCUUAGAAUGCAUGACAAAAUAUUACAAUGCAAUGGGUACGAUUUUACCAUGGUCACUCAUAAAAAAGCAGUAUCUUAUAUCAGGAAGCAUCCAGUAUUAAAUUUAUUAGUAGCUCGCAAGGGUGUGACCAGUACUUAAAUACCAAAUGAAUUAUUUACAUGAUAUAAGAGAAGUAUUUAUUUCACUUAAUACACAUUAACAAAGUCAAUUUAUUUGAGCUACAUGUCUGCCAAAUAUCAGAUUAGUUUGUAGCCAAUAGUAAGAUUAUUUUAAUUAUUGAAAAUUAAAAGAAUUAAAUAUUGGAUAUUUUAUCAUCAUCAGAAAUAAGUGUCUAAUAUUCUAAUUAAAAAUAAGAGAACAAAGUUAAUUCAAUCACAUUAGGUGGUUAUUAAAAUGUUUAAUUUGCAGGCAUAAUAUCCAUCUUUCAUUGCAGUAGAAUUAGAGUAUUAGAACAAUAGAUUGAUAUAUAUGUAUAAAAAUCCUGUUAUGGUUCGUUAUUGUUGUUAAAAAGAAUAAUCUUAUGGAAGUGUUUUCCUUAUAACAUCACAUGACAGUUAGUGCUAUUUAUCAUGUACAAUUAUGCUUGAAGAAAACAUAAUUUACAUGUGCCUGCUUAAAAAUUAUACUGUAUAAUGUUUAUUGUAUAUCAAAAUUUACAAUAAUAUUUCGUGUGCCAAACAGUAAUUGCUAUCACGGAAUCCAUAUGAAUAUUUCUUAACGCCAUGUAUAUAUUUAUACAUAAAACGAGUUUCAUAGGAGAAAGUUCAGUUGAACAAAAAUAUCUCUUGUUUGAUUCAAACAAAAGAAAUAAUAGUAUGGAUAAGAGUCAUAAUAUUUUAAUUCUUUAAGUAUUUCUAUAUUGUAAAAUAUAACAAAAAUGCCAAAGCAUAAUGAAGUUACACUAGUUUAAAUACACAGCAAUACUUUUUACAAAAUUUAUAUGUCAGUAUAUUAUUGUAAGACAAGUACAGAAUAACUUCGAAUUUAAUGCAUUUAAAACGUUGCAUUUAAUAACUAAAACAAUCAUACAAUAAACAUUGUUUUUAAUACUUUCAAUAAGUACCACAUUUACUGUACAAGUUAUUUACGUGAAUGAGUGAGGAUACAUACAGCUUCUGUAUUUGUAAGCAUUUGUAAAACAUUUUCGUUACUUAUUGGAAUAAUACAGAAAGUAAUUGAGAGUGUACACCUUAAGAUUAAUAGAAGAAUUAAAUUUUCUAUUUUGUACAUCUUUUACUUUGACCGAUACUGAAUAUUAUGAAUGCAUUUUCGGGUGCGCUUUUUACACAUAAGAGAAACAACAUUGUAUUUCACGUUUUUUAAAUUGGCUUCAAAUGUACAAUAAGUGAAACAAAAGGAAAAGUUCCUGUGACACGUAUGACUUUCUUUUGUAUCCUGAUAUUUUUAAUAUAAUUACAGUGCAAAUGUCGGAUCGUUUUAUAAGAGAUAAUAUAGUAUGUUAUCACGUUUUUAUAACUAGUCUGCUAAUAUGAAUGUUAAAAAGGAACAAGAAAUCGUAGAAUAUAAAUUA